AUAUCUAAACCCCUUGUUUGGUCGUGCGCAUAGGCUCUUUGGUUCUUUGGUGUUGCUCUCACGCUUUUUGGUUUUAUCAGCACUCUGGACACAUCCCUUCAUUUCGUUUCUGCGCUCUUCGGAUUCAAGAUCUAGGUUUACAAAAAUCCCGAAGCGGCCCAGCCUCCAUCAGUAUGCCGCUUCCUGGUAGUCAUCGCCCCUUGGCUAAGAAUCGGGUAAACAACGACAUCCAGUAACCAGCGCCUCUCACCCGAUGUUGACUCAUAUCUUUUGACAAUAGUAUAUCUUACUGAGUUUGAAGCUUAAGGUCCAUUUGGAACUUCAGAGCAAGUCAAUCGGAACGUGUAUAUAUGUAUUUAUCUGUUUUUUCCAGAUCAUGAACAUCGAGGCAUAUUUUGGAUUGCUUUAAUCUCUUGCACGUUAUUUAAGUAGUUACAUUUGAUAUGGACUAGCUUCGUUUAUUCAGAAAGAAUGUACUAAGAAUCUUGGGGUGUCAGCUGAAGAGGGAAUAAGAUCGUGUUGCUUCAUUAUUUAAAAGCUUAACCCGGUGUAGCUGACUUCGUUUUUGUAUGGAGAAAAGCUUUACCAACUGAGCAUAUCUUAAUGGAUACAAUAGAAGAUGCACAACAAGGUCAAUAUCCUUAUUUUGUUGAUAAUAGAAGAACCAAUAGGGUUGGCCCUGCAAUACUUCAAUUCGGAGGGUAGGUGAGGCCUCUCAGUAUGUGAAGUUGAAGGAAUUGUUAGUGGACGGGUCAUGGCUGCAAGCAUUGCUAGAGGAGUUUGAGAAAUUGUGUGUUAAAAACUUGUGGUGUUCUGCUUCUAAAUGUUGUUCUUACUGGUAGUUGACGCAGUAUCCACCAAGCUGGUUGUAAGCUAAGGUGGCAUAUAUAUAAAUAAGUAUGCAAAUGGAUGGCUUAUGUGAACCUCAAAGAAAGUUCAUAUUGAUUAAGUUGCUAUUGAAAGAAUAGAUAUAAACCCUGAUGGAGUGGGAGAUACAAUUUUUGGUACUGUCUUGGACAAGGGCUCUCGAAUUUCCGUUGAAUGUAGAAUGGCUACUUUUUAUGCUGUUCUUCCUGGAGGACCAGCUAGAGCAAGCUUGCUUUGGGUGUCUAUGAUAAUGUUAUUGGCAAUUUGACACACUAUGGGAUCCUACUACCAGUGAAGAACUUGUUGCAGUCAACUGAAGGAGAAGAAUAUAUAUUCCACACCAAAACAAAGUGAAGAUCCACAUGUUGGACCUCGUCAACUGAAAGAGAUUUAUCAAUGGACCUUCCGGGAUUACAGAGAGGUAGCUCUGAAACACUUGGAGGGUACUAAAGACUCUGCUGACUCAAACCUUCUUCAAAAGGCUCAUGUUAACUAUGAAGGGGUCGCUAAAGCUUCAAACCCGCUUCUCGUUUAUUUCUCCAUCAUUGGGCAUCGUUUGUUAAUUAUUAAAUGCCUAAGAUGGUUAAGUGUUCCAUUUCCGUUAAAACAGUUGGACGGCAAAUCCCAUUUAACGCUGCAUCUUACUUUCUUCCGUUGAGCUCUCGUGUCGAACGCUUCUGUUGACAGGGAGCACCUUGGCGCUGUUCAAACGUGUGUGUGAGCUGCUCCCUUGCCAUGAAUAUCUAAACACUUGUUUGGUCGUGCGCAUAGGCUCCUUGGUUCUUUGGUUUUGCUCUCACGCUCUCUGCACUUGAGGAGUGUUUGACUUUGAUGAUUCGGAAGGAGAGUGAAAACUUGCCUUCAUGCGAUUACCUGAAGAGAUUGAGGAAUGGGAAGAUGGAUGUUGCCUCUAGAGAUGAGGUUCUUGACUGGAUUGCAAAGGAGAGUAAGAGCUGGAUGAUGCAGCUUUUAGCUGUUGCUUGUUUGUCUAUAGCAGCCAAAAUGGCGGAAACUGAUGUCCCCCUCUCUCUAGAUUUACAGACUGGGGAUAGCAAGUAUGUGUUUGAAGGUAGAACCAUUCAAAGAAUGAAGCUUCUUGUGUUGACUACACUUAAAUGGAGAAUGCAGGCAGUCACUCCAUUCUCAUUUAUGGAUUACUACCUCACGAAGAUAAACAGUGAUCGAAUUGCUUCAUGUUCUUCCAUUGUCAAAUGCACAGAACUCAUACUGAGCACACUUAAGGGGAUUAACUUUAUAGAAUUCAAGCCAUCUGAGAUUGCAGCAGCUGCAGUGGCUAUAUCUGUUGCAGUAGAAAAUGAGGUUGUAGACAUUGAGAAAGCAAUUUGUUCACUUACCCCCCAAAUACAAAAGGAGAGAGUGAUGAGAUGUGCGGAAGCAAUGCAAGAAUUUUCAUCUCCUAGCGGUUUUCUAACGGUUCAAAGAACAUCACAUGUAAGUGUACCAAACAGUCCUAUACUCCUAUCAGUGUUCUAGAGGCCGCCUCCUGCUUGAGCUAUUCAACUGCUGAUGAUUUGGGGGUUGGGUCAUGUGAAGUUGAGUCCUCUCAUGACAAUCCGAUUACAAAGAGGAGGAAGCUGGGAGAUUGAAAAAAGAAACAACCUGCGAGUACAAAACAAAUUGGAUGGUUUCAAUGAUAUGAUCAAGAAGUGGUUUGUAUGCUUAUUAGCAUUGAGGAGAAGCUGUCGGUUGUUAUAAAUGUUUUAAGACUUCUUGACAAAUCUUUGAAGGUGAUUUUUUUAGGAAAACAUGAUGAUGAUGAUGAUGAUGAUGAUGAUGAUGAUGAAGAUGAUCAGAACAUAGUUGUUUUUUUGUUUGUUUUUUCUUUCCUAUGAGUAUUAUUAUGUUAGAUAUGUUUGGUGUUUAUUUUUACAUUGUGAGGUCAUUUUUGUGGAAAAAAUGCAGAAACAGAGAAAAAGAGGAAGGGGACUUUUUUUUAGGAAUUGUUACUUCCUAGUGGUGUUGUGGUUUACAUAGCACUGUUUUGUGUAUAUAAAUUGGGAUUUGUGAAGGUUUCACAGUUAAUCCAGUGAAUUUAGAGGGGAUGGCCUCUCUAAGAUGGGGCUAUGUGAUAUAUAAAAAAGUUGACAACAUUCGAGACCGCAUCAUAAAUCAGGUAUUUACAUUUCUUUGUUAGAUGUUACUCCGUACAAUAUAGCACUUUGUUUGUCGAGGUUUACGAUGAGCGUGAAGGUUUUGUUUAUAUCAUUCCACAGUGGAUCUGUGAGUAUUCUAUACCUUCCGAGUCAAAUUUCUUACUAAUUUGGUAAAACAAGUUAGGCUGCAUUUGCUUUUUUAUUCGCAUUAUGUGAUGUAAACACCAAGCUUAUUGAUGCCUGUUAGAAACCUCCAAGAAAUCCAGAAUAAUCUCAGAAAAUUAAUGGGGAACAACUGAAAUCUUUAUUGAUGAAUAUGAUCGAUAACAGAGAGAAACAGUACAAAGGCCGAAGCCUCCCAAAGAGAAGAGAAAACAGAUUCUCUAAUCUUCCCAAGUCCCAAAACAGGAUGUCCAAAAGCCUCCUAAUUACUCCCACUUUACAUCUAUUUAUAGACCUCCGGCCACACCAGCUAUAGACAUUAUCUAAUAACCCCCAAAACACUUAUUACAACUUAUUCUAUUUAUUAUUAAUAUUCUCAGUAGGUCCCUAACAAAUCUCCCCCCUUAAACAUCCACCUUGCCCUCAAGGUGGGUGAUAGGACACAACCAAGAUCCCCAGUUUCCUCUUCAUCCUUAUGCCUCUCCCUUCCCAAUAUUUGAAUGCUUGCUGGCCCUGUAGCUUUGUUUCUUCCAUCUUCUUCCAUAUGUAUUUCACGGCAGUAAUACACAGUUGCAAGGAUAUGGUGACAUAAUGAUCCUUAAGUUUGUAAAGGAUAUAAUAUCUUAAAGAUGCCUGGCAGCUUACAGUCCUCACAAACAGUCUGGAAACUUCGGAUCCUGAUGUUAUGUGCUGCUGGAUGUCUACAGGGGCACCAGCACCACUUGGAGAAAAGAAAACUUGAGUGUUGAUUCUCUUUUUUAGGUGUAAUCUUGUUUCCUCAGGGAUAUUACUCAGCCUCUUUGCUUCCCUGACUGAGUUUGCAUCUAACUUGAUUAGCCCGAGUGAUGAGAAGGAAGCUAUGACCAUUCUCCCCAUUAAACUAUCCUUCAUUGCCAUCCUAAUGAACUUGAUCUUUUCAGAAUUUAUGGAGGAUAAGGCAUAGCAUGCUACCUCAUAGAGAGCAGCCACAACUUGCUUACAAAGAUCUUCAUCACUAUUCUGCAAUCGCUCACAGAAUGCAAACAUAUUCUGAUGAGUUUCAGCUAUACUUGGGCCAUAGAGCAAACCAGUUUUAACCUUUUCAUGAACACUCAUACAGACUUCCACUUUUUGAUCAAUCAAUCUCUUCAGAAAAUCCCUAUCUAACUGUUGAAAACCCACAUUGAUAACAAAUUUGGGUUUAGCCAAGAGGCCAGAAAACCAGCUACACAAUUCCAAUCUUAUACCCCGUCCUUCAGUUUCUGGGCUUAAUGAAUCAUCCAUGAGUUGCCUUCUGUUGGAAACAUCAACUACAACAGCUUGAUUCGUAAAGUCCAUAUCCACACACCUUGUAUUCAAUUGGUAUUCAAGAGUCAACUUAUCAGCCCCUUUCAUUCUAAGACUAUCAAACUUGUUUAAGGACUUCAUUCCUUCCAAAGUAAUGUUUAAUGACUGGCAGUACAUCAUUUCAUACUUUAAAACAUUAACCAAGUUCAUCUCGUGUAUGAAACUAGAAGCCAAUGAGGAUCUUGCCACACAAACUGCAGGAUUACAAACCUUAAGAAUCUUGAAAAUAUGGGUUCCCAAUUCUGACCUGAUAAGCCCGUACCUGGAGGGUUUGAUACAUGUGGGAAAAUAAGUGAUUGCUCCUGCUGCAGGUCCAAGAUUAACUGAAGAUUUCUCCUUACUUUCCUCGUUGCCAUAAGUGUGUGUAUCCUCCGUGGGCGGUAAUUGCUGAUUGACCAACUUCUGCUGCGCUUCUGGGGACUCAAAUAGAGAUUGCGAACUCAGGUUUUGUACUCGAUCUUUGCUCUUCUUUUUCUCCACUAUUUCGCGCUUCUCUUUCUCCAUUUUAUCGCGCUUCUCUUUCUCCAUUUUCACCAUUUUUCCGCUGGAAGCCUUAAGCGACAUCGAACCAGAAUGAACAGUUCGCGACUCCUCCAAUCUGGUCCUUCUUUCCUUCGCCCCAUCCCCUUCUACCGUUUCUUUGCUCUUCGUAUGCUUCUCCUUCGCUAAUUUUUCGCGCUCCAUCUUUUCCGCGGUCUUCUCCAUUUUUUUGUGCGAAGCCCUUCGAGAGUGCGAAACGGAAGAAACAGUUCGCGGUUCCUUCUGCGGUUCUUUCUGCGAAUUGGUGCUUAAUUUGCGAUGCGAUGCGUCAGAUGCAUAAGACCUUCUUUGCGACCUUUCUUGAUCUCUCGCCUCCUUUCUGGCGAUCAUCGUUGCCAAUAUCUCCAUAGUUCGUUGAUGAUUCCUCUUCAAGUCCUCCCAUCGUGCUUCCAUCUUUGCGCGCGUCAAAACUCAACCAGCUUUGGAUGUUUGUUUCUCUCAAGUAUUUCGUGAGGGAAGUGGUAAAUGACUGGAAAAAAAAGUUGCGCCUGUAGCUAUGUAUUUGUUAAGUUUUAAACGGUUUUAUCAGGAGAGCAACUUAACCACAGCCAAAAGUCUCAAGCUUUAAGUGGUUUUAUCAGGAGAGCAAGUAAUGCAAUUACGAACUUUGCUCACAGCUUUCAGGCCUUCCGGAGAUCCCGGGACAACCUUCUCCCUUCUAGCUACGUCGCUACUAGACAAGAUGUCAUAUGUGAUCGAGAGAAUGUGGAGUGAUUGUGGCUUCCUUUGCAGAGCACCUGUUAAUGGGAAAGCCAUUGAUUCUAGGUUGUGAGUAUGCAAACACGUGGAACAAGAGAUGUCAAUAUGUCGUUCGUUUGUGGCGAUUGGAGAAGGUGGAGGAAGCAUAAGAAUUGUUAUUAAUGUGGGAAUGUGUUUUUGUGGG
Molecule: messenger RNA, 5892 nt
Organism: Cuscuta epithymum
Lineage: Eukaryota; Viridiplantae; Streptophyta; Magnoliopsida; Solanales; Convolvulaceae
Source: the annotation of a GenBank genome assembly